This is a messenger RNA of Nematolebias whitei (Rio pearlfish), 2300 nucleotides long. It is a transcript of the gene klhl23, whose product is annotated as kelch-like family member 23. The record is from RefSeq and is a predicted model, not a curated record. Lineage: Eukaryota; Metazoa; Chordata; Actinopteri; Cyprinodontiformes; Rivulidae. The coding region runs from base 1 to 1689 and encodes 562 amino acids. The transcript has 3 exons. Gene Ontology annotation, molecular function: protein binding.
AUGUCUCGUGAAAACGAGCCCUACACGUAUGACUUCUGUGAUGGGGAGCAUCCAGCCGAGCUCCUGGACGCGCUCAGGCGCUUCUACCUCCGCGGCCUGUUCACCGACGUGACGCUGCGGUGCGCAGACUCCGGACAGGUGUUCCACUGCCACAGGGCGCUGCUGGCGGCGCGCAGCUCCUACUUUAAAGUCAUGUUCACGGCCGACAUGAGGGAGAGGUCCAACAGCGUCGUCACGCUGAGCGGGGUGGACCGCGCCGUCCUGGGCGCGCUGCUGGACUACGUGUACAGCGCGCAGGUGCGCAUCACCGAGAGCAACGUGCAGAGCCUGCUGGAGGCUGCGGACCUGCUGCAGUUCACCGCCGUCAAACGCGCGUGCGAGGAGUUCCUCGUCCGCCUCCUGGACGUGGACAACUGUCUGGGCAUGCGCACCUUUGCCGAGCUUCACCUGUGCGCCCAGCUGGAGAGGGAGGCGCGCCGCGUGAUGCUGAGCAGGUUCGCGGAGCUCAUCGAGCAGGAGGAGUUCGUGGAGGUGGAUCAUGAGGAGGUGAGGUCGGUCCUGGCUGCUCAGAGCCUCACUGUGCAAAGAGAAGACGUGCUGGUAGAUGCUGUGGUCAGGUGGGUCACCCACGACUUGGAUAAUCGAGUUCAGCACGUGUCGGACCUGCUGCACUCCAGUCAUCUGGGUCUGGAUGAGAUCCUCUUCAGGGCCUCGUUAGAGGUGUACAGACCUUACCUGGUGAAACAUGGAGGCAAACUAAAAUCUAUGAUUGUUCAGGCUCUGACUUCAAAUGGCAAAGAGAUGUCUCCAAGCAAAAGAACAUCCCCCAGCAUGUACAUCAUUGGAGGGUACUACUGGCACCCACUGUGCCAGGUCCACAUCUGGGAUCCUGUCAGCAACACGUGGGUGCAGGGGAAAGACAUGCCUGACCCCGGGAGGGAGAGCUACAGCAUCAGCCUUCUGGGAGCAAACAUCUAUGUGACGGGCGGCUACAGGACGAACACGGUGGAGGCCCUGGACUCUGUUUCAGUUUACAACUGUGACUAUGAUGAAUGGACAGAAGGCUCCGCCAUGAUCACAGCCAGGUACUAUCACUGCUCCGUGGCUUUACACGGCUGCAUUUACGCCAUCGGCGGCUACAGAGGAGGAGCUCCAGAACAAGAGGUGGAAUUUUAUGAUCCUUUAAAAAAGAAAUGGUUUCCAGUGGCCAAAAUGAUCCAAGGUGUGGGAAAUGCCACUGCGUGUGUAAUGGGAGACAAAAUCUAUGUGACCGGAGGCCAUUAUGGAUACAGGGGAAGCUGCACUUAUGAGAAAAUCCAGAUGUACAGUCCAGAUGUCAAUGAAUGGAGUAUCAUUACAGAAAGUCCCCAUCCAGAGUACGGCCUUUGCUCCGUGUCUUUAAACAAUAAGCUGUAUCUGGUUGGUGGACAGACGACUGUGGCAGACUGCUACGACACCGAAGGAGACAAGUGGACGCCCGUCUUCGUGAUGAAGGAGAGGAGGAUGGAGUGUGGGGCCGUGGUGAUAAAUGGCUGUAUAUACGUCACGGGUGGAUACUCCUACUCAAAAGGGACUUAUUUGCAAAGCAUUGAGAAAUAUGACCCGGAGCUGGACUCCUGGGAGAUUGUGGGGACUCUUCCCAGCCCGGUCAGAUCGCACGGAUGUGUUUGUGUUCAUGCUGUCCAGUGACAAACGUUUAUCUCAAAGCAUUUUGUUUCUUAUAGAUCAGAUUGUAUAUUCACAGUAUUCAUGAAAGCAUGCAGAGAGCAGCGCUGAGUAAUGUGCUGCACACAGCUUUUUCCAAAUCUGCUGGAUAUGGAAGUCCAUUUCUGCCACUUACAAAAAAAAGAAGCCAAUUCUCAAAAUCAUAAUCAUAAAAUACUAUCUCCGUCAUUCAAACUCACCCUUUGUGACAAUUGGAGAUGAUAAUAAAACUAACGAUGAGCUGUAGAUGUGCAGGAAACCAUUACGCUUUGAGAGUUGCACUAAAAUCCCUCCAAUGGUUCGAGAGAUAUUUUGCUAACAGACAAUGGUAGCUUGAACAGUUAAUGUCAAAGUUGCACGAUGUGUCACACUUGGAGCAUGCAUUAGGCAUAACUCUCAGCUACCACCACACCAAAUUUGAGCUCAUUAUGUGCAAAACUGACUGAAUUGUGGCGUUUUGCGUCCUGUGAGGUCAGUUAGCUGUGGCAGCCAUCUUGAAUUGUGUUGACUCCUAAAUUUAAUCAGUUGUAGAUGUAUUCCCAGUAAUUAGAGUUAGGAUCCCCAGAUAAAAAAAAAAAAAAAAAAAAACUGCAGGU